Molecule: messenger RNA, 1714 nt
Organism: Oxyura jamaicensis (ruddy duck)
Lineage: Eukaryota; Metazoa; Chordata; Aves; Anseriformes; Anatidae
Gene: HGD
Product: homogentisate 1,2-dioxygenase
Exons: 14
Coding region: 177-1496 (439 amino acids)
Biological process (GO): L-phenylalanine catabolic process
Cellular component (GO): cytoplasm
Molecular function (GO): homogentisate 1,2-dioxygenase activity
Source: RefSeq, a predicted model, not a curated record
UCCCUUGGACUUUCUCACUUCCAGCCCGCGGCCAGCCUGUCUCGGUGGAUGCAGCCCCCCUUGCUGGACAAACACCCGCUCGCAGACUUCGCCUGAAGAAGCCACGUCAGGCUGCACUGGCCAAAUACCUGCUUGGGGCUUGCACCUGCUAGAAGAGGAGGAGGACCAGGAGCAGAAUGCUGGGCUUGAAGUACAUGUCAGGAUUUGGAAACGAACACGUUUCUGAGGAUCCGCGCUGUCCUGGAGCUUUACCAGAGGGACAGAACAACCCACAGGUCUGCCCCUACGGCCUCUACGCGGAGCAGCUCUCAGGCUCGGCCUUCACGUGUCCCCGGCCCACCAACAGGAGGAGCUGGCUCUAUCGGAUCCUGCCCUCGGUCUGCCACAAGCCUUUCCAGCCCCUGCAGGAGGGACACUUGACACACAGCUGGGACGAGGUGGACCCCGACCCCAACCAGCUGAGAUGGAAACCCUUCGAGAUCCCGAAAGCCCCCCAGAACAAGCUGGAUUUUGUGAGCGGACUGCACACCUUGUGCGGCGCCGGAGAGCCCAGAGGACGCCACGGCAUCGCCGUCCACAUCUUCGUCUGCAACACCUCCAUGCUCGACAGAUGCCUUUAUAAUUCAGACGGUGACUUCCUGAUUGUGCCCCAGCAAGGAAAACUGCUCAUCACGACCGAGUUUGGGAAGAUGCUAGUGGAGCCCAACGAAAUCUGUGUUAUCCAGCAAGGAAUGCGUUUUAGCGUGGAGGUGUUUGGAGAGACCAGAGGCUACAUCCUGGAGGUGUAUGGGGCGCACUUUGAGCUGCCUGACCUGGGACCCAUUGGAGCAAAUGGCCUGGCUAAUCCCCGCGACUUCUUGGUGCCGGUGGCAUGGUAUGAGGACCGGCGAGUGCCGGGGGGCUACACGGUGAUCAGCAAGUACCAGGGCAAGCUGUUUGCGGCCCAGCAGGAUUUCUCCCCCUUCAACGUUGUAGCCUGGCAUGGGAACUACACGCCGUACAAAUACAAUCUGGAAAACUUCAUGGUCAUUAAUUCUGUUGCUUUUGACCACGCGGAUCCUUCCAUCUUCACUGUCCUGACAGCCAAGUCGACCCGUCCUGGAGUGGCGAUUGCUGACUUUGUCAUAUUCCCCCCCCGAUGGGGGGUGGCCAACAACACCUUCCGACCACCAUACUACCACAGGAACUGCAUGAGUGAGUUCAUGGGGCUCAUCAAAGGCCACUAUGAAGCAAAGGAGGAGGGCUUCCAGCCUGGAGGGGCCAGCUUGCACAGCAUGAUGACUCCUCACGGGCCGGAUGCUGACUGUUUUGAGAAGGCGAGCAAAGCCAAGCUGGAGCCUGAGAGGGUUGCAGAAGGGACUAUGGCCUUCAUGUUUGAAUCUUCCCUCAGCAUGGCUGUUACCAAGUGGGGCCUCAAGACCUCCAACCGCCUAGAUAAAAACUACUACAAGUGCUGGGAACCUCUGAAAAGCCAUUUCAACCCCAACUGCAAGUAAAGAGACAUAUCUGUUGCUUGCAACACAAACCGACGACAGGGAAAUCCAGCAUACCUGCAUGUGGUGGCACAGUCAACUCAGGCAACGAGUGCUCCAAGAAUGCAUUUCCAGCAGCCACCAAAUCACCAAAGCUAUCAUGCUCAUGUAACUUGGGAAACGCAAUAAAAAACACUAUUCUUAACUUCCAAGUACCCAAUUAAAGCCCUCCUGGUGACACA